Molecule: messenger RNA, 3856 nt
Organism: Exaiptasia diaphana
Lineage: Eukaryota; Metazoa; Cnidaria; Anthozoa; Actiniaria; Aiptasiidae
Product: tetratricopeptide repeat protein 41
Exons: 7
Coding region: 181-3726 (1181 amino acids)
Cellular component (GO): Cul4-RING E3 ubiquitin ligase complex
Molecular function (GO): protein binding
Source: RefSeq, a predicted model, not a curated record
GAUUAUCACUUAUAAUUGGUGAAUUCUAUUGCUAUUGAGUGAGUCAUUUCCACUGGAAAAUGACUUUGUUCAACUCAAUUACUAAUUUAUCAAAUAGUAAAUGUUUAUAUUGGAGGUAAACGAACUGAUUCGCUGGCGAAAUCAUAAUGGAAUAACUUUAAUUUACGCUCAAGCGCCACGAUGAACARCCGCAACAACACAAGUAGAACUCACUCUAAAGGACAASUUGCAGGAAGRAAACCUCUCUCUCCAUUUGUCUGCGGAACGUUUAAAGAUUUUCAGGCUGAACGAGAUUAUCUUAGGAAYGAUAUUUUCCCMCAGCUUGAUGCUUUAUGUAGGCAACGUGGACUAUCGUUCCUUCCUGUCGAUUUACAAUGGAAUUCAAAGCAAGGGCAAGCAACAAGUGAGCAAAUACUACGUGUCUGUUUGGACAACGUUGAACGUUGUGCACCGUUUUUUAUAUGUAUGUUAGGAGAWCGUUAUGGCGUGCAUAGACCAGCUGAGAGUGAAGAGCAAGACGAAGCAACUUUACAAUGGUUAGACAAGAACUUUGAAACUGCUGCAGCAUGUGGUUACGAAUGGGUUAACGAAGAGGAAUACAGAUACAGUAGUUUGACUGAACUAGAAGUGGUCCAGGCAUCAUUUCGUAAGAAGUAUGAUUAUGGCUACUUUUAUUUCUGCAAUCCUGACAACAAUGAUGUCCAGUUACCAGCAAAUCCAGCUGAAAAGAGUAWACUGCUGUCAGAUCACCAACAUGAGAGCGAUUAUGCAGCAAGAAAGCUGAARGAAUUGAAGCAACAGAUUAUUGAUACAGAACUACCAGUUCGCAUGUUCAAAACUCCCCAGGAGCUUGGAGAGCUUGUACUACAAGACUGGACUGCUAUCAUUAAUUCAUUAUACCCACAAAUCAGCCCAACUGUCUUCCCAGACACCAAAUCAGAAACAUUUCGAGAGUGGUCAAAUCAUGGAGCAUUUGCAGAAUCCCGGCGUAAAAUCUUCAUCAGGUCACCAAAGAUUAGAGAGAUUCUGGAUAUCAUCAAUGUACAUGCAGAGAAGGACCAGGGUAUUAAAAGAAAGACAAGCAUGGUAUUGACUCAUGUAUUACUGAGUACAUUUAUGACAAGUAUUCCUGGUGGUGAAACAGAUUCUUUACCAUCAGUUCUUGUUCUAACAGGUGAGCGUGGAUGUGGAAAAAGUGCGCUGGUUUGUAAUUGGGUAAAACAGUUUUCCACAGCCAACCCAGAAGUAGUAGUCAUUUCUCAUCACGUUGGUUGUGAGGCCACAUCCUAUGACGUCACCAAUUUUAUGUGGCGCUGUACAAAAGAACUUCGUGCUCAAUAUUUGAACUCGGAUUUUACUGAAAUGGAUAUCAACAACACAGCUAACUUUGGCCGUGUAACUGAAGCCUUCAGUGCAGCCGUUAAGCUUGGCCCCAGUGUUAUAUUGAUUGAUGGUGCAGACUCAUUUGGUAAAUCACAUGAUAAACCGGCUCAUGACGUCAAGGAACUUGAUUGGCUGCCUUCAAUAUUGCCUGAUUACUGCCGUGUGAUUGUAACGACAGUGACGUCAGACCUUACAUACCGCUCUUUAAAGAGGCGUGGUGAUGCUUACUUUAUAGAAAUCAAGAACCUUCUGRAUACUAAAGCACAACAGAGACUCCUGAAUGAGUACGUUGGACCCAACUACAGUAAAUUCAUGGACGAUCAAUACUUUGCUAAAAUUUCCAGCUCKUCUYUAGGACAUUUGCCAUUGUAUUACGUAUCCAUUGCAAACGAGUUGCGCGUGCUUGGUGCGCACAAGGCCGCUGAUCGACAAAUUGAGACCUAUUGUCAUGCCACAACUAUAUGUGACUUGUGGAAGUUGAUUUUCCGACGUUGGACGCACGAUUAUGGAUGGUUGCGCCCUGUAGCAAGUCGUAGCCCUGUCCCAUCAAUCAAAACACAGGCGUCACGUGAUCGUAUGAACAGUGGUUGGGUGGCAGACGCAUUGAGAUUGAUAUCUGUUGCUCGUAAUGGAUUGACAGAGAACGAGAUGCUAGGCGCACUAAAGGCUAUGGGAUAUGCUAACAAUUUUGUUAUUAGUAGUGCAUAUUGGAGCAUGCUCCGUAUUGUGGCCCAGAAUGCCUUUCUAGAGCUACCGUCAGGCGUAUUGACGUUUUCACAUAACGCCAUUAGAAGUGCUGUUGAUUUAGCAUUACUUGGUAACCUCACCUCCCCCUCAAAAGAGCGCUUGGUGUCCGUCUUCAGUGAGACCUGGGAAAGACAAAAGCAGCAAUGUCACGUCGUCUUGUCCAAUUUUUUCACCGUAGAGCCGCUAACGCUACGUAAGGUGGAAGAAUUACCAUGGCAACUUAUGGUCAGCGGAAAUAUGGAAGAGUUGAGGAAAGCUCUAUCUGAUCCUGCGAUGUUCCUCAGACUUGUCCAUAAUAAGAGAGAUUCGAGCUUGAAUCUUGAUUUGAUGUGUUACUGGGACACUUUAAUCAAGCACAAGCUUACGCCUCAUGUUUUACUUGAGGAAAUGGCUUCAAAUGUUCAGGAUAGACUUUCCGUUGACAUGCGCACUGCACRAACUGACUCUGCUCAUGCGUAUUCAAGCAUCAACCAGUACUCUGUCGUCGAAAAGAUUUGUGGGAAAUCAGAAGAAGACUUAUUAACGCCAAUAGAAGUCGCUACAAUCCUUUUUCAUAUCGGACGCUUUCUCAUGAACGAUGAGCAYUCMACGGCUGAAAGGUAUCUCUUAUCGGCUUACAAGAUUGGGUACCCUGUGGCUUCUGUGCAAGAUAUGGAGCUGAUAUGUGAUAUACAAAGCACGUUGGGCGACUUUUAUAUAACCAUGUUUGAUACCAAUAAUGCUGAUAUAUGGUAUAAAAACGCCAUCAAAACAGCUAGUGAGAUGACUGGUUUGACUGACAAGACCAAGAAAGAGGCAACAUUGGGCCGGUUGUUCAACCAGUUGGCCUUUGUGCACAUGGGCAGUAGUAUUCCUAGUGGACCAGUAGAGGAACGGCCACGGUCCCGACAUCCAUCGCGAGGAUCGAAAAGUUCAUCAGCUCGUUCCAGGYCUGAUACUGGAGAAGCUCGGUCUCAUCAGACCGUUAGGCCAUUGCUGGAGAGGGCGCUAAAUCAUAUGRAACUGUCGCAUUGUUUUGAAGGAAUAUCCAACGUAUACUUCCAUAUGGGAUUGCUAUCGAUGAAACAGCAUCUAUGGUCAGACGCUAAGGAGACUUUACAAAUGGCAGUAGACAUGCGCAGAAAAUGGUUYGGAAAYACCCAUCCACUGGUCGCCGAAGUCAUUGAUGUCAUGGGAACGCUGUACUGGAGUGACGUCAGUACUCAACAUGACGUCACCGAGCCAGAGAAACUUUAUCGAGAGGCUUUACGCAUGCGCGAGGAGACUCUCGGUACUUCGCAUAUUCACGUUGCGAGUACGUUGUUCAAACUUGGUAAACUCUUGUACACUAAAGACACAAAAGAUGCUACUAAAGAAGCUCGCCARCUUUUUCAACGAGCUCUUGACAUUCGCUCCAGUAAACUAGGCGUCUACCAUUCCUCGACAAAAGCUGUCAGACGUGCGCUGAUGAACCUGGAAACUACUGACGUAGCACUGCAGUUUGGAACGUCAUUGGCUAUCAAGGAAAAGCCAUUGGUGCUGCUAAGAGAUUAUAAACAGCAGCUAAUAGCGAGAAGUACAUCAUCUAGACUAUCUAUUAAAGGGAAAUCGUCAUGAAUAUGCGACUAAUAUACCGACCAAUCCCCAAUAAUCGACCACCAUAAUGCAUUGUCCCAAGGAAUCGUGUCUUUAUGCACUAACCCCGACAGACCAAUCAUCACAGUCGCGUCUAAUACAUCAAAUUAAG